AUGAUGGACAUGGAGGGCUUCCUAACCCAGCGCAUCGACAAGCUCAAGGAGCAGCUACACAAGGUGCAGCACAAGAACUGCGAGCAUGAGAUCACGCUGCUCCUACAUGACAUCAUCGUGGGGCGCCGCUCGGGCCUCAUGGGCUUCUCCGUCGAGGAGAUCACCGGCCUCGGCUGGAUGGUGGAGAACCCUACAACAUCGGCCUAG
This is a messenger RNA of Miscanthus lutarioriparius, 207 nucleotides long. The record is from the annotation of a GenBank genome assembly. Lineage: Eukaryota; Viridiplantae; Streptophyta; Magnoliopsida; Poales; Poaceae.